AUGCCGAAACGUCAUCGCUCCCAAGUGUCCACACCUUCCGACGAAAUGGACUACGAGAACACCAUGGAUGGCCACCCGCGUCCAAAGCGCCUGAAGCGAUUCUCGUCGUCCCCACUGCCUACCACGUACAAUUCCUCCAGCGAGACGAUGGGGACCGAAUCAAAAGGCAGCUAUUCGAGCGAUGGAAAUGUUUUUGCUUCGCUCUCCAAACGUGUAAACCAAUUGAGUUCAGACUAUGAAGAGAUGAAGGCAAAGUUGGCCAAGGAGCGUGCCUCAAACGCGAAGCUCCGGAGCAUGAUAGAAUCAUUGCUCGCCUGCCUCCAGUCCUCGCUGAACAUGAUGCAUAUGUUUUUGGACAAACUCAGACGCGAAAGACAAGAGAAUAAAUGA
This is a messenger RNA of Penicillium cosmopolitanum, 390 nucleotides long. RefSeq lists its product as uncharacterized. The record is from RefSeq and is a predicted model, not a curated record. The coding region runs from base 1 to 390 and encodes 129 amino acids. Lineage: Eukaryota; Fungi; Ascomycota; Eurotiomycetes; Eurotiales; Aspergillaceae. The transcript has 2 exons.